Molecule: messenger RNA, 522 nt
Organism: Lentinula edodes (shiitake mushroom)
Lineage: Eukaryota; Fungi; Basidiomycota; Agaricomycetes; Agaricales; Omphalotaceae
Exons: 2
Coding region: 1-522 (173 amino acids)
Molecular function (GO): protein binding
Source: RefSeq, a predicted model, not a curated record
AUGACAGCGCCUGAUCCUUCUGUUCUGCCUGCAGACACUAUCGCGUUUGCAAAUCGAAUGUUUGAUGCUGCUCGUGCUGGAGAUCCAGAUGCUUCUCUCCUUGCCGCCGUCGAUGCUGGCUUACCGCCUAACAUGACCAAUCAUCAAGGCAACACGCUUCUCAUGCUUUGCGCCUAUAGUUCACCUCCAGAAAAGACUCUCGCCCUCUCUCGUGCUUUACUUGACCGUGGUGCAGAUCCCAAUCGGCUUAAUGACUCUGGCCAAUCAAUCAUCGCUGGCGUAGUCUUCAAGCGUAUCGCUUCCCAAAGUCGAGAUGAGUUGGUGCAGCUCCUUUUAGAACGUGGUGCGGACCCACGUUUGGGCAAACCAAACGCCAUCGAAACUACGCUUAUGUUCGUCAAGGACAAGGAUGAAGAUGGCGGACUUGGGAAGGAUGGAUUGUUGCAGCAGUUUGGGGCGACGGAAGAAGACAAGAAGCGUAUGGAGAGCGAGGGUGUACGCGUACCGAUUCCGGGUCACUGA